CAAGGCUCACUAACAGCAAGCAGAAUGGCCUUUCAGUCUGUGCUCUUUGUUUUCUUAGCUGGACUGGUAUUUUUCUCUGAAGCUGCACCACUGGUCUCCCAUGGCUCUGUUGAUUCCAAAUGCCCUCUUAUGGUGAAAGUGCUGGAUGCAGUCAGAGGAAGCCCUGCAUCUGAUGUGACUGUUAAAGUUUUUAAACAGGCUGAAGAUGGAAGCUGGCAGGACUUUGCUGUUGGGAAAACCACAGAGUACGGGGAGAUUCAUGAGCUCACGACAGAAGAACAGUUUGUGGAGGGAAAAUACAUGGUGAAGUUUGAAACCAGCUCUUACUGGAAGGCACUUGGGCUUUCUGCAUUCCAUGAAUAUGCUGAUGUGGUGUUCACCGCUAAUGACUCUGGUCACCGCCACUACACCAUCGCCGCUCUGCUCAGCCCUUUCUCCUACUCAACCACUGCUGUUGUCACUGAUCCCCAGGAAUAAACAUCUACUGUCUUUUCACACCUUCCUCCACUGGAACUACCAUAGGCUUUUAGGAGGGAGGUUUUUCCUACUGCUAAAGCAUAACUUUUUGCUACAUUAGUUGUUUUGUUUUGUUUUUCCAUUUUGUAACCCGGCAAACUUCAGACAAGUCAAUAAAAUAUUACUUCUUUAAAACAAUUUUGACUCAGUUAGUGAAAUUUUAUUGU
Prinia subflava (tawny-flanked prinia) is the source of this 683-nucleotide messenger RNA. Its product is annotated as transthyretin. Gene Ontology annotation, molecular function: thyroid hormone binding. The transcript has 4 exons. The record is from RefSeq and is a predicted model, not a curated record. Gene Ontology annotation, biological process: purine nucleobase metabolic process. Bases 25 to 477 code for a protein of 150 amino acids. NCBI's taxonomy places the organism in Eukaryota, Metazoa, Chordata, Aves, Passeriformes, Cisticolidae.